CCCUCACGCAGCCGCCUCCCGCCCCCACAUCCCCCUGUCUGCUUUUGGGGAGGAUUCCUAAGGAAUACGUGAAGGGAAUGACGGGAAUGUGGAGUAUUUGAUUCCGUGGGGUUUGUUGGUACCCUAAAGAUUCUCUGCCGCGGUUCUCUGGGCUCAGUGUUGUGUCUGCCCUCGGGAUAAUCACCUGUCUUUGGGAUCGGGAUCGAUAUUCGGGAAUCGACAGAGAGAUGGAGAAAGUUUUGGGGCGCCAAAGGUGUAAAGUGAAGAGGGAGAGAGGAGGGAAGGGGUUGAUCGCCUCUGCUGCGGGAUCAGGAGAAGAUGUUUUAUGGGAAAGGGUUAAAAAGAUGGAAUAUGUGAAGGGAGCGAUGGGACAGGGGAAUGAACACCCCAGGAAAUUUGGUUCAGGGUCACUUCAGAGCCAGGGUUUGCUGCUCCGGCUCUCUGCGGACCUGGCUCUGUGCUCUCAGCAGUUAUCUUGCCCCCUGAAUCACGCUGGACUUUGGGAUUUUGUCAAAAUUCAGGGGUCGACUUCCUCGUGUGAGUCACAAUGAACAUCCUUGCUUUCUCUUUAGUAAAAAGAGCAAGGAGCUUUUGGAAUGCUGAGGCAGUUCUGGGGCUGUGUUUGGGAGAAUCCCGAGGAAAGGACUCCGGAAAGAUUUUGGCCCUAGUGCCAGAAUUUCCUGAAUGCAGCAUCCACGUGUUUUUCCGGGUUGUUGAAAGGCAAACCAAGUUUCUUUUCAUUCAAGGGGCAGAGAUGAGGCGUGAGCUCCCUCUCUGUGAAACCAGAGCUGUGAGGGCAGGACUAGGGUGGUAAAUUUGGGAUUACACGAGCUGUUGUGUAAUGCAGAAAGGAGAUUAGCUGGCCGGGAUUGGGAAGGGAGGAAAACACCCCGGGAUGUUCCCUGAACGUGUGACACAGCUCCGUGUUUCCAGGCUGCACUGGCUCAGCUGUGUGUUUUUAUUGCACCUAAUGCCUGGUUCCAGAACAUUUUGUGGAAAACUGAGGAGUUGAGUACACCUAAAACCCCAGCUGGAGCCAGUGCCUUCCCUGAAGGGCUGCCCAUGGUGGGAGUGGCCGAGCCCCUGCAGUGUCCCGGGAUGGCCUCGAGGUGAGGGUGUGGCUGAGGAUGACCCUGACUGAAAGGCUGCGCGAGAGGAUUUCGCGGGCGUUCUACAGCCACGGGCUGCUCUGUGCCUCCUACCCCAUCCCCAUCAUCCUCUUCACUGGCCUCUGCAUCCUGGCCUGCUGCUACCCCCUGCUGAAGCUGCCACUGCCCGGGACCGGCCCGGUGGAGUUCAGCACGCCGGUGAAGGAUUACGCUCCCCCCGGGGCGGGGCCGCAGCCCGGGGACCCCGGCGAGCGCCCGGACUGGUACGUGGGGGCUCCCGUGGCCUACAUCCAGCAGAUCUUUGUGAAAGCCACCGUGUCCCCGUGGCAGAAGAACUUCCUGGCUGUGGAUGUGUUCCGCUCGCCGCUGUCCCGAGUCUUCCAGCUGGUGGAGGAGAUCAGGAACCACGCCCUGAGGGACAGCUCCGGGGUCAGGAGCCUGGAGGAGGUUUGUCUGCAGGUCACAGACCUGCUGCCAGGCCUCAGGAAGCUGAGGAAUCUGCUUCCAGAGCACGGCUGCCUGCUGCUGUCCCCGGGGAACUUCUGGCAGAACGACCGCGAGCGCUUCAAUGCCGACCCCGAUAUCAUCAAAACCAUCCACCAGCAUGAGCCAAAGACCUUGCAGACGUCAGCCACGCUCAAAGACCUGCUGUUCGGGCUGCCUGGCAGGUACAGCGGUGUCAGCCUGUACAACCGGCGCCGCGUGGUGUCCUACACCGUCACCCUGGGGCUGCAGCACUACGACUCCAGGUUCCUGAGCAGCCUCCGCUCCCGCCUGAAGCUGCUGCACCCCAGCCCCAACUGCAGCCUGCGGGAGGAGCACGUGGUGCACGUGCACUUCAAGGAGGAGAUCGGCAUCGCCGAGCUCAUCCCGCUCGUCACCACCUACAUCAUCCUCUUCGCCUACAUCUACUUCUCCACACGGAAGAUCGACAUGGUGAAGUCCAAGUGGGGCCUGGCGCUGGCAGCGGUGGUGACGGUGCUCAGCUCCCUGCUCAUGUCCGUGGGGCUCUGCACCCUGUUCGGCCUCACACCCACGCUCAACGGCGGGGAGAUCUUCCCAUACCUGGUGGUGGUGAUUGGCCUGGAGAACGUGCUGGUGCUCACCAAGUCCGUGGUGUCCACGCCCGUGGACCUGGAGGUGAAGCUGCGCAUUGCCCAGGGCCUGAGCAAUGAGAGCUGGUCCAUCAUGAAGAACAUGGCAACAGAGCUGGGGAUCAUCCUCAUCGGAUACUUCACCCUGGUCCCGGCCAUCCAGGAGUUCUGCCUGUUCGCCGUGGUGGGGCUGGUGUCCGACUUCUUCCUGCAGAUGUUCUUCUUCACCACGGUGCUGUCCAUCGACAUCCGCCGCAUGGAGCUGGCUGACCUGAACAAGCGGCUGCCGCCCGAGUCGUGCCUGGCCGCGGCCAAGGCUCCGUGCCGGGCGCGGCCGCCGGCGCUGCGGGCGCACAGCCUGAGCCUGCAGGCGCACACCAUCACCCUGCAGCCGUCCUCGCUGCGCAACCUGCGCCUGCCCAAGCGCCUCCGCGUCAUCUACUUCUUCGCCCGCACUCGCCUGGCCCAGCGCCUCAUCAUGGCCGGGACGGUGAUCUGGAUCGGAAUCCUGGUUUACACGGAUCCUGCUGGGCUCCGCACCUACCUCACAUCCCAGGUGACGGAGCAGAGUCCCCUGGGGGACGCAGGUCUGCCUCCCAUGCCCGUUCCUGGAGGGGUCCUGCCUGCUGGGGACCCCAAGAUGGACCUGUCAGUGUUCCCGUCGGAGCCGCUCCAGCUGUCAGAGAACCAAACGCAGCAGCGGGAGCAGAAGGCGGGGCUGGAGCCGAACCAGCACACCUGGGCCCAGGGAGCCGAGGGCAGAGGGAACGGGCAGGUGGAGCUGGGAACAGAAGCAGAGGUUACCUGGGGAGCAGAGGAUGAGGAGAUCUGGAGGAAGCUUUCCUUCAGGCACUGGCCAGCCCUCUUCAGCUACUACAACAUCACCCUGGCCAAGAGGUACAUCAGCAUCCUGCCAGCCAUCCCCGUGACGCUGUACCUGAACCCUCAGGAGGCCCUGGAGGUGCGGCACCCUCAGGAGGCCUCUCGCUACCAGCCCUUCCUGGCGGGCAGGCGGGAGCCGGGGCCGCAGCCGGAGCACAGCGCGCAGCCCCGCGGCCACCAGGACGUCACCCUCUACAAGGUGGCUGCUCUGGGCCUGGCAUCAGGCAUGCUGCUGGUGCUGCUGCUCUUCUGCCUCUACCGGGUGCUGUGCCCCAAGAACUACGGGCAGAACGGGCCGGGCCGGCGCCGCCGCGGGGACCUGCCCUGCGAUGACUACGGCUACUCGCCCCCCGAGACUGAGAUCGUGCCCCUGGUCCUCAGGGGACACCUCAUGGACAUCGAGUGCCUGGCCAGUGACGGGAUGCUGCUGGUGAGCUGCUGCCUGGUGGGGCAGAUCCGCGUGUGGGACGCGCAGACGGGCGACUGCCUCACUGUCAUCCCCAAGCCCAGGCUGCGCAGGGACAGCAGCGGCAUCUUCGACUACCAGGAGGGCUGGGAUGCCAGCCCGGACGGCAAGAACGGGCUGGAGGACUCGUUUGAGAGCAGUCACCAGCUCAAACGGCUGCUGGGCCCCCCCCAGCCCCCGCUGUUCUGUGACCAGCCCGACCUCACCUCCCUCAUCGACACCAACUUCUCGGAGCACGCCAGGGCGGCCGAGUCGGAGCCGCGGCUCCGGGCCGUGGGCGCUCGCCACAAGGACUCUGGCUACGACUUCAGCAGCCUGGUUGGGAAGGUGUACGAGGAGCACGGCGGCUCCAGCUGCAGGAACAUGAACUUCCCGGGGCUCUCGGCCCCGCACGGCCCCGCCGGCUUCUCCCCCGCCUGCGGCUCCGACGAGGGCGGCUGCGGCCGCCGGCGCAGCCUCGGGGACCGGGGCCUGGGGGACGAGGCCUGCGCGGGCUGUGACAAAUCCUCGCCCCUGCCCUCCUGGGGAGGGGACCUGGAGAGCUCCAUCUGGAGCCUGGAACUGCAGGGGAACCUCAUCGUGGCUGGCAGGAGUAAUGGGAAGCUGGAGGUGUGGGAUGCCAUCGAGGGGACCCUCCGCAGCAGCAAUGAUGAAGGACAGUCCGGCAUCACUGCCCUCGUCUUCCUCAACAACAGGAUCGUGGCUGCUCGCCUGAAUGGCUCCUUGGAUUUCUUCUCUCUGGAGACACACCAGUCCUUGAACCACCUGCAGUUCCGAGGUGGGCCGGGCCGGAGCAGCCUGCCGCCGUCUCCGGAGCUGUGCCGCGGUGCCGCCGUGCGCUGCCAGCUCACUCACAGCGUGGCGUGCGCGCACCACAAACCCAUCACGGCGCUCAGGGCCGCCGCCGGCCGCCUCGUCACCGGCAGCCAGGACCACACCCUCCGCGUGUUCCGGCUGGAGGACUCGUGCUGCCUGUUCACCCUGCAGGGCCACUCGGGAGCCAUCACAGCCGUGUACAUCGACCAGACCAUGGUGCUGGCCAGCGGUGGCCAGGACGGGGCCAUCUGCCUGUGGGACGUGCUGACAGGCAGCCGUGUGAGCCACAUGUUCGCCCACCGUGGGGACGUCACCUCGCUGACCUGCACCACGUCCUGCGUCAUCAGCAGCGGCCUGGAUGACAUCAUCAGCAUCUGGGACCGCAGCUCGGGCAUCAAGCUCUACUCCAUCCAGCAGGAGCUGGGCUGCGGCGCCAGCCUGGGCGUCAUCUCCGACAACCUGCUGGUCACGGGGGGCCAGGGCUGCGUGUCCUUCUGGGACAUCGGCUACGGGGACCUGCUCCAGACCGUCUACCUGGGCAAGAGCAACGAGUCGCAGCCGGCGCGGCAGAUCCUGGUGCUGGAGAACGCCGCCAUCGUCUGCAACUUCGGCAGCGAGCUCAGCCUGGUCUACGUGCCCUCGGUGCUGGAGAAGUUGGACUGAGCAGGAGGAGGGGCCGGCGGCACUGAGGCGGGGCUCGGGGCUGGGCCGGCUCCGUGGCUCCAUCCGUGCCCGGGCGGGCUGGGGCCGCCCCUCCUGCU
Molecule: messenger RNA, 5128 nt
Organism: Sturnus vulgaris (Common starling)
Lineage: Eukaryota; Metazoa; Chordata; Aves; Passeriformes; Sturnidae
Source: RefSeq, a predicted model, not a curated record